Messenger RNA from Doryrhamphus excisus (bluestripe pipefish), 1996 nucleotides. The record is from RefSeq and is a predicted model, not a curated record. Lineage: Eukaryota; Metazoa; Chordata; Actinopteri; Syngnathiformes; Syngnathidae.
UUUAUUGACGCUAUUGUUUUGCAAAAGCGAUCACUCUAAAUGCCGCCUGGUUAAAAAUGGCAUAAGUGGAGUUAUUUAAAACUCCUAUUGGAGAACAAGGGUCAAUUGUGCUGCCGCAACCCCUGGAGCAGGCAAAAGAGGACCUUGGGAGCCGAGCGCCGAUUGGCCGGCGGGUCAGAAAGGGGCGGUCUCAGUGAAUUAGUGAUAGACGCUAAAGGCAGACGUCCUGCAGUGAUCAAACCCCGGGUGAUGUGACAGUGGCGUGUUUGAAGUGAUUGUCAUGCUAUGCAACAUCAAGGCUUACCCCCAGCUUUGGGCCUAAUUAGUUCACUUAGGGCCCUUUAUAAGGGACACUUCGAGGGGACACACUGAGGAGACAGCAAGCAGAGGACCUGGAUCUGUAAAUUACAGCAAAAAACAAUCAAAUUUGAAGACUUUUUGCGCCUCGCUGAGAAUGCCACACUUAUCUGACUGCAGCUACUUCACUAUGCGGGACGCCACGAGAGCUUCAAAUGUACAGAACCAACUGGAGACCUCCAAGUUCCACCUCCACCAGAGUCAGAACCAGCAGGUCAAGCAGUACCUGACGCUGGGCUCCAAGCUGGCCUCUUCGGCCGUGCCCCAGCCGCCGCCGCACCCCCACGCCCCCAUCAUGAGGAACGGACACAUGGCGUCCAUCAACGACCCCGGCAGCAACCCCGGCAGCCCCGUCACCCUGAUGAGCAUGGGCGGCCAUGACAGCGAGUUCCCCAUGGAUGAAGUUAUCGAUGACCUUAUCAGUCUUGAAUCGGGCUUCAAAGAUGGAGGCCUGGAUUGCAUGGAGCCUAACAUCAUCAUGCAAAACAAUGAAGUGAGCAGACUACCAGAAACUGGGGUGUCUCUCAGUAGCAGCAUGCUGGACGUGUAUGGGGGUGAACAAGAACACGACACCCGGGUCAUGGCCAAGGAGAGGCAGAAAAAGGACAACCAUAACUUAAUCGAAAGAAGGCGAAGAUACAACAUCAACUACAGGAUUAAGGAGCUGGGGACGCUCAUUCCCAAGUCAAACGACCCCGACAUGCGCUGGAACAAAGGCACCAUCCUGAAGGCCUCGGUGGAGUACAUCAGGUGGCUGCAGAAGGAGCAGCAGCACGCUCGCGAGCUGGAGGGGAGGCAGAAGAAGCUGGAGCAGGCCAACAGGAGGCUUCUGCUCCGGAUUCAGGAACUUGAGAUCCAGGCUCGAGCGCACGGCCUCCCGAACAUGGCGACGUCUUUGGGGACGACGGAGCUGCCCUCACAUCUCCUCAAACAACAAUCGUCUCCCCAAACUCAGCAGCCGCCUCUCUAUCAGGAAGACCCAAACAGUGAUUACCUCCAGAGGAUAGCCGUGGUUGCUGGCGUCCCGUCCAUCCCGGGGGGAGGUCCCACCGCGCCUCAGGACCACAUGGCGGGCGCCGACGGCUGCAACACCUUCUCCGACCCGCUGUCCCACUUCACGGAAAUCUUCAGCGCCACGCUCAAGGGGGAGCACCGGCUGGACGAGCUCCUCAUGGACGACCCGCUGUCGCCUUUCGCCACUGAUCCGCUCCUGUCGUCCAGGUCGCCCGGUGAGGUGUCCAAGGACAGCAGCCGCCGGAGCAGCUUCAGCUCAGGGGAAGGCGACGAGCUAUAAUGCAAAGAGAUUAUAGAGAGAUUAAAGGUCAAACAGGGUAUCAGACUGACAGACCCGCCUUGUAUAUACUGUACAGUUCUUACUGAUCCAGAAUCAGAUCAUGGACCUCCCAUAAAAGGACUUUCAUUCAUUCCAAAAAGGGAGACAUUUACUGGCCUUUGGUAACACUGUAGUCGCUGUACACUGAAAACGACUCCAAAAAAAACACUGUUUUAAGUUUGCAAGCAUCCAUUGUGCCUUACUCUUCCACCGCAGUGCCUAACAUGCUGUGUUUCUGUAUUUAUACAUCAGUGUAAUCAUAAAUAUAUAUAUAUUAUUAUCUAACAUGUUACUUUUUAUGUCUUG